GUUACUUUUAAUUUUUUUUUCAGAAUUUCCUUAAUUCUCGGAGAUCGCUUAUCCUAAAAUACCAACUCCAAAUUCCACAGCGACAUGACUACGUCAAGAUACACUAAUAAAUGUCCUGUUAGCACAUAUAUAUUAAUAUAAUGCCAACUAACAAACGAUGUAGAUGAAUGAUGAUUAACCCACGUUCGUGGAUGUCUGACCUUCCCUCUCAUAUAUCACAGAAGGCCCUUAAUCUGAUAAGCAUUCCAGGUAGUCAUAAUUCAUUUACGUAUUCGAUUACUCAACAUAGUCCUCCUUCUCCUGAUGGUCCUAUUUUUCGUUUGGAUACAUGUUUACCUCGUUCAUUUUUAAGCCGAAUAUUGUAUCCUUGGAGUGUGACACAGUCACUAAGUUUAUUCGAUCAACUGGAAGCUGGGAUUCGAUAUUUUGACUUUCGUAUUUGUGCACGACAAAAAUGUUUGAACAAAUGUAAAAAUGAUGAAUCUGAAUUUUAUUUAGCACACGGACUGUACGCAAACCUGUUAUCUACAGAACUUCAGAGCAUUCUUGGUUUCCUCAAAGCCAAUCAGAGAGAAGUUCUUAUUGUGGAUUGUAAUCAUUUUUAUAAUUUUGAAACUGAUGAACAGGAAUAUUGUUUUGAAUCAACUGUUUUAAAGAUUUUAGAUAAUGUUAUGUUCCCUUAUCAAAAAAAUAUUCCAACAUUAGAAGAACUUUGGAGUGCUAAGCAACAAAUCAUAUUUAUAUCCUGUCAUCGAGAAUCCCCCGAGAAGAUCCAUCCAAAAUUUUGGCCUUCUAGUAGCAUAAAAUCAUUUUGGCCGGAAACUGUUGGUCCACGAGCUAUGAUUUCAUUCCUAAAUAACCAUAUUAAACCACAUCUUCAUAGACCUGAUAAUAUUUUCUCUGUACACCAAGGUAUUCUUACUCCAACUUUAUCAUUCAUUUUACUGCAUCCAUUUAGUUCAGUUCAUCGUUUAGCUAAAAUAGCUGGAAAGUAUUAUCAACAAUGGUUAAAUAAAGCAGAUCAGUUAGCUGGACCAGAUGGUAUUAACAUCACACUUAUUGACUUUUUUGCAACUACUUACCCAACAUAUAUACGUGAUGUUGUAUCAAUAAACUAUAAAACAUGGCCAAACGAUAAAACAUCUACUUAAGGUUUUUUUAUCACCAGUGUUUUAUUAUUUUUUGAUUUUCAAUUUUAUUUAUUCCCACUUUCAUACUUCCCGAGUUAACCGUUGUUUUUUAUAAAUACGAUUUUAAUUUUGAUAAUUCUUUUCAUUUAAUGCAUAUGGUUACUUCCUUUUUUGUAAUAUUUAAAGAAAAAGAAUAGAAAAGCUAAAGAAGAGCUGUUUUCUUAGUUAACGUACAAAUUAUGGUGUUUUUUGGAAAUACUUACCUUCAGUAUUCCUAUUCAACUUCAUCAUAUGAGUACUGGAUGAUGCUAUUCGUUUCCCGUCUUGUUUUUGUGUUAAUCAACCAAUUUAUUUCAAGUAUACAAAUGUGAUGUAUCUCAUUUAGACCGAAAUGAUACUAAGUGUUUGUUUUAUGAACAUAUUUAUUAGGACAACUAAAAAUAUUUAAUAUAUGCUUUGAAUUUGUCAAAUUUCAGAUAACACUUCCAGAUUACUACAUUAAUCAAUAACAAUUUACAUCAUCCUCAAAAGUGGGCUGGUAGCAAAAGACAAUUUGACAUAAUUGUAAUGAUGAGGAUGAUGAUUGAAAUCCUGGGUAGUACAGUGUCUAGUGGUCAAACAUUAACGUGCCACAAAUACUGUAUUUGAACCGUUUGUUGGUAUCUGUUAUAUAUUACAUAUUAUCGGAAAAAAGCAUAAGUGAUUUGGAAAUAUUCAUAUUUUUUCUUCUUUAAAUACUGAACACUAUAUAUACAAAACUAUUAACUAUCC
This is a messenger RNA of Schistosoma curassoni, 1901 nucleotides long. The record is from the annotation of a GenBank genome assembly. Lineage: Eukaryota; Metazoa; Platyhelminthes; Trematoda; Strigeidida; Schistosomatidae.